Aspergillus fijiensis CBS 313.89 is the source of this 2641-nucleotide messenger RNA. RefSeq lists its product as uncharacterized. NCBI's taxonomy places the organism in Eukaryota, Fungi, Ascomycota, Eurotiomycetes, Eurotiales, Aspergillaceae. The transcript has 8 exons. The record is from RefSeq and is a predicted model, not a curated record. The coding region runs from base 198 to 2447 and encodes 749 amino acids.
CCUCCUAGUACCGUCCUAGCCUCCCCUCCCCAACUUCCGAGGUCCAAUUCCCUUUCCUCCACCUCCUCCUCCUACUAAUUUUCCACUUCGCUUUCCGUCUCAUUGUCUCUUUCAAUUCUCACUCACUGCGCACCUUGUCGCUCGAUAGACUCUCGUUUCGUCACAACCGAAACAGAGUCCCUGGUGGACCCGUCAUCAUGGUUCGCGAGGAGCUUAUCUCGUCUGCUAUCACCUUUCUCCAAGAUCCGUCUGUCGCCUCUUCGCCGAUCGAAAAGCGAGUCGCAUUCCUGCAGUCAAAGAACCUAACGAAAGAAGAGAUCGAUGUCGCUCUUUCGCGAGUCGGUGAAGAUCCGGCCGCGGCGGCCGCGGCGACAUCAUCUUCGAAUUAUCAGCCUUCUUCUCAACAAGCAGUCUAUCGACCACCUCCACCUCCACCACCCGCUCCGGUAUAUGGCUACCCACCGUAUGGUCAAUGGCAGCCCCCGCCAGAACCUCCAAAGCGGGACUGGCGGGAUUGGUUUAUUAUGGCUACUGUUGUGGGUGGUGUCGGAUAUGGGCUGUACACUAUCACGAAGCGAUAUAUCACACCCUUGAUCGCACCCCCUACCCCACCACAGCUAGAACAAGAUAAGCAGGAUAUUGAUGAGCAGUUCUCCCGUGCAUUUACGCUUAUCGAUCAACUCUCCACCGACACAGCCGCCCUGAAGUCUGCAGAAGAAGAGCGAUCCGAGCGACUCGACGCUGCUCUCAGAGAGGUCGAGACUCUUGUCUCCGAUAUGAAGAACGCAUCCCGUCGGAGAGACGACGAGACCCGCCGCAUUAGCGACGAAGUUAAAUCGUUGAAAGACGCCAUCCCUAAGGCUAUGGAGAGUGCUCGGGAAGGCAACGAGAAUCGUUUGAAGGAGCUGAGCACCGAAUUGAAGAGCUUGAAAGUUCUUCUGGGAAAUCGACUUGGUGGCGGUGGUAGCGGCGCCAGCUCGUCCAUCGCUGGACGGGCUGUGGGCGGCAUCCCUCUUCCGACUGCUUCACGGCCAGCCGAGGAGUCGGCCUCUGCCUCUAACGCAACAAAUGGAUCGACUGCGGGAUCGAUUGAACAGCCAUCGCAAUCCGCUCAGCCGAGCCCGAGUGCCAGUACUGCAUCCUUGGGCAACAACCCUCUUUCGCAGUUCGGUCGGUCUGCCUCUAUUCCCGCUUGGCAGAUGGCGGCUGCCAACCGAUCCAAAACAGCCUCGCCGGCGCCAUCGAAUGCCGCCGACAACUCCGCCGCCACUACCACGGCCAUCUCCCGACCUCGCUCCCGCACCCGAUCGCGCACUCGCUCCCCGGACACAACAGACCGAACAGACCGACACCGAAGCAGACGCCAUCACCAUCAUCGCCAUCGUCACGAUGACCAACACGACGACCACCACCGUCGCCAUACAGACACCCACCGCGACCGACACAACCAAGACGAAGACCGAGACCGAGACCGUCACCGCCGGCACCGUCAGCACCAUCAUUCCUCUUCCCACCGCACCCCAGACACAGCGCAAGCAACCCGAGCGCCCCGAGUCCUCCCUUAUGGAUCGCGCGAACUCACCAAACACGACCUAACCACCUUCACCCCGCUCUUCGCCAUGUACCUCGACAUCCAGAAAGGUCUUUAUCUUGAGGACCUCCCGGAAGACGAAGUCAAGGGUCGCUGGAAGAGUUUCAUUCGCAAAUGGAACCACGGCGAACUAGCAGAGGGAUGGUACGAUCCCGCAAUGCUGGAGCGGGCCCGGUCAAAUCUCGACGACGCUCCUCGUCCCCCUCCUGCAGGCAAAGGACCGCAAUCCUCCACCCCCACCGCCCACAACCAACAAACUGAGCGUCAUCAUUCCGAACGAAAUCGCCAGAGCACCGACGACAACAACGAAGACAAUGAAGAAGACGAUUACGGCCCCACCCUCCCCCAAUCCGACAAAUCACUGUCCGGGCCCACGAUCCCCACGAUACAGGACCUGGAACUGAGGAAAGAACAAGCCCGCGAAGACGCCCUCGCCGCGCGCCAGGACUCGCAAUCCCACUAUCGAAGCGAGGUGCGCUCGCACCGCGCGGAGCUGCGGCAUAUGCAGGAGGAGGUGGCGCCGCGGGCGGAGCCGGGGACGCACGAGCGGCGCAUGGAGAAGCGGCAGGAGGCGGCGCAGGCGAACCGGGCGUUCGCGGAGGCGCGCCGCGGCGGGUCGCCGGGGGCCGCGGCGGUGCCGGAUGAGGACCUGAUGGGGUCCGGGGAGAACGAGCUGGAGGCGAUCAAGAAGUCGCGGGAGCGCGAGCAGCGCAAGAAGAAUGAGCGGGAGCUGCGGCGCGAGGAGAUCAUGCGCGCCCGCGCGGCCGAGAGGGAGGAGCGGCUGCAGAAGUAUCGCGCGAAAGAGGAGGAGACGAUCGGGUGGUUGAAGACGUUGGCGAAGCAGCGGUUUGGGUGAUGAUUCCUUUCUCCCCCCGCAUACGCGCCUUGGAUGGGAUCCAAAGGAACUGUGAAUGAAGGUCCCUCACGGUUCGAUUCGGAGAUCCACAUACAGAUUCGCUAGAAAUGACAAGAACACUAUACUGAUACAUCCGAUUGUGCUAUCUAGAGUAUAUGUAUGUAUGUACUAGCCCCAGAAAAGCAAAACUCCUU